Molecule: messenger RNA, 432 nt
Organism: Orycteropus afer afer
Lineage: Eukaryota; Metazoa; Chordata; Mammalia; Tubulidentata; Orycteropodidae
Source: RefSeq, a predicted model, not a curated record
AUGGCAGUAGCAGCAAUAAGAUGGGUGAUAUCAAACAGAACUUUCUUGAAACAUUUAUUUCCAAUUCAAAAUGGAGUUUUAUAUUGUGUUUGUCAUAAAUCUACAUAUUCUUCUCUUCCAGAUAACUAUAAUUGCAAGGUUGAGCUUGCUCUGACAUAGGAUGGCAGGACCAUAGUAUGCUACCAUCCUUCUGUGCACAUUCCAUAUGAACACACAAAACCUAUCCCUCAUCCAGAUCCAGUGCAUAACAAUGAGGAAACACAAGAUCAAGUGCUGAAAACCAGAUUAGAAGUGAGAGAUGAACCCCUUGAGCAAGGACCCAUGAUAGAAAUGUUCUUUACUACUAAACACCGUUGGUAUCCUCAUGGACUGUAUCACAGACGUCAUAAGACAUUGAAUCCUCCAAAAGACAGAUGCUUUCAAGGUUAUUAG